This is a messenger RNA of Wyeomyia smithii (pitcher-plant mosquito), 1329 nucleotides long. RefSeq lists its product as uncharacterized. Gene Ontology annotation, biological process: DNA integration. Gene Ontology annotation, molecular function: nucleic acid binding. The record is from RefSeq and is a predicted model, not a curated record. NCBI's taxonomy places the organism in Eukaryota, Metazoa, Arthropoda, Insecta, Diptera, Culicidae. Bases 1 to 1329 code for a protein of 442 amino acids. The transcript has a single exon.
AUGCUUCAUAGGGAUACAAAAUACCCUAUCAUUCUCCCCAAGGAUCAGUGGGUGACAAAGUUACUGGUAGAAAGCUAUCACGUUCGCUUUCUACACGGAAAUCAUGAAACAGUUGUAAACGAGAUCAGACAGCGGUACUGGAUUCCUCGGUUGCGCGUUGUAGUAGCGAAGGUCGCCAAGCAAUGCCAGAUCUGCCGGAAUGGGAAAGCAGUGCCACAGGCUCCGGUUAUGGCACCGCUGCCUGAAAUUCGACUGACCGCUUACAUACGUCCAUUUACACACACUGGGGUAGACUACUUCGGACCGGUAUUUGUGAAGCAGGGUCGAAGUCUGGUCAAACGAUGGAUCGCGUUGUUUACAUGUCUGUCUAUCAGAGCAGUACAUUUAGAAGUCGUACACAGCCUGUCCACCCAGUCAUGUGUGAUGGCUAUUAGGAGGUUCGUGGCGCGCAGAGGGUCACCGGAGACAUUUUUCUCCGACAACGGAACCAACUUUGUCGGGGCAAACAAUCUUCUGCGCGAACAACUCCGUGGAAUUUAUGAUCGCUGUGCCGUGACAUUUACCAACUCAGCCACACAAUGGUUAUUUAAUCCACCACUUGCGCCUCACAUGGGAGGACCCUGGGAGCGCUUGGACAGAUCAGUCAAGACGGCAAUGGCCGCAAUUGCAGAUCACCCACACCACCCCAGUGAUGAAGUUCUUGAAACCGUAAUACUCGAAGCUGAGUCAGUAGUCAACUCGAGACCACUCACUUACAUUCCGCUAGAGCACACUGAGCAAGAGGCGCUUACGCCCAACCACUUCCUGCUUUACGGUACGAAAGGCAUCAAUCAACCGCUUCGGGACCAGAUCGAAAGCACCGGGACACUGAGAGAUAGCUGGAAAUUGGCGCAGCAUCUGGUGAACACAUUCUGGAGUCGCUGGAUUCGCGAAUAUUUGCCAACUCUAACAAGGCGUACAAAAUGGUUUCAACCAAUAAAGCCGAUUAAACCUGGGGAUCUGGUGAUGAUAGUUGACGGAGGAAAACGGAACGGAUGGAUAAGAGGGCGUGUCAUCAACAUCGUAAAGGCAAAGGAUGGGCAAGUUAGGCGGGCGUUGGUGUACUCGAAUAGAGGAACUGUAAACCGACCUGUCACUAAGCUGGCUUUGUUAGACGUUCAGUCGGCUUCGGAAGAACCGGAAGUGGAUGUCUCGGGCGUACCGGAACUACACGGGCGGGGGGAUGUUGCCGAACCCACUGUGCAGUCGUCACCGGUUGUCAGUGAGUCCCGGUCACGCAUGACAGACUACCAACAGAACGGACAUAGAUCAGCGUCAAAUGAUAGAUAA